AUGUCUGUCCUCCGCAACAUCAAGAACCUUGCUCCCCUCCUCGACCGCGUCCUGGUCCAGCGCAUCAAGCCCGAGGCCAAGACUGCCUCCGGCAUCUUCCUCCCUGAGAGCAGUGUCAAGGAGCAGAACGAGGCUAAGGUCCUCGCCGUUGGCCCCGGUGCCUUCGACAAGGACGGCAAGCGCCUCCCCCAUGGGCAAUUUAUUCUACAGUUCGGCGGCAGCGCCAUCAAGGUCGGCGAGGAGGAGUACAGCCUCUUCCGCGACUCCGAGAUCCUGGCCAAGAUCAACGAGUAA
Messenger RNA from Penicillium atrosanguineum, 294 nucleotides. RefSeq names its product co-chaperone GroES family protein. Gene Ontology annotation, molecular function: protein-folding chaperone binding; protein folding chaperone; ATP binding. The record is from RefSeq and is a predicted model, not a curated record. Lineage: Eukaryota; Fungi; Ascomycota; Eurotiomycetes; Eurotiales; Aspergillaceae. The coding region runs from base 1 to 294 and encodes 97 amino acids. The transcript has 3 exons. Gene Ontology annotation, cellular component: mitochondrial matrix.